UUUUCUUCAAGAUGGCGGGGCUGCAGUUGAGGCAGUAUGGCGCCGCGUUUAGAAUAUAACAAUUUAGAAAGGUAGCCUUGUGUCCAAUAGAAGACAGUCGUGUCAUAUUUAUCGCUUCCAGAAGAUACCAGUGGAGGAUGAUCAGUGCCUAGAUCCCAUAUUAAGCUGAAUGCAUUGUGAUUUCCAAUAAUUGAGACAGUGAUUCUGAAAGCUGUCUACAUUAAUGAAAAGAACAAUGUAGUCAGCUUAGCAUUUUCACCUCUGGUACGUGGUCUUGACAGGGAUGUGCUUCUGCAUGCAUUCUGGCUUUAGAUAAGCAGAGUCUCUGAACAGGUCAGAUUUUUAGAAUACAUCAGUUUGUGUAAAUCGUAGUCUAUUUAGAAAGAGGAAAUGGAGAUAGAUGAUGUGCUACCCCCUCUCCCCUUGGAGCCACCUGAUGAUUUUAGCCAAGAUGAGGGCAGAGCACCUCCACCACCUCCCCUGCAAACGUCCAGUGACGCAGAGGUAAUGGACGUUAGCUCUGGUGGUGAUGGAUACACAUACACCCCAGGGGACGGGGAAGCCGAGCCACAGCAGCCCCUCAGCACGGGCUCUAUAACUUUCUAUAACCACCUCUCAGAUGAGGCUAAUCCCAACACAACGUGCCCCAGAACAGCCCGCCACGCUCCCCCGGUCACCGGGUUCCUACCAAACCUCAAGCUGCUCAGAGAUGUUAAGAUCCGUGUAAGCUUCACCGAAAGCAGCAGCAGCAGCAGCAGCAGCAAUAGCAAAGACCGGAAGGUUCUGUACACGGGCGAAGGGCAGGAGCGAGGAAGUGAUGAUGGCUUAGACAACAUUAAUGGUGAGUUGCAUGACUCCACUAGUGAGCAGGAAGCAAGUGAGGGAUGCUUCGGGGAAGGGAACAUAGCGGACAGAACAGCAGAGGAGGCAGAUGUAGACAUGGAGAGUAAGGUAGAGUUUGCUGUCCUGGAUGAGUUGGAUGACCUCUACGAGAACUUCCUGGAUAAUGACGACGCAGAGCAUGGUGGCUUUAAGUCUGAGGUCAUAGCUCAGCAGGAGCAAGGGGAUGAGGAGGCCGUGGCUUUCUCCUAUGAGGAGGAGUUUGACAAUGAUGUCGAUGCUCUGCUGGAGGAGGGCAUGCCGGUCCCAAAAAAGAUGCGUCCGUCGGAGGACAAAUAUGGCGGUGACAGCGAUCACCCGUCGGAUGGUGAAGGAGGUGUUCAGCCCAUGAUGACCAAAAUUAAGACUGUCUUGAAGAGUCGUGGGCGUCCCCCCACUGAGCCUCUACCAGAUGGAUGGAUCAUGACAUUCCAUAACUCGGGUAUUCCCGUCUACCUGCACAGAGAGACCAGGGUGGUUACCUGGUCCAGGCCCUACUUCCUUGGGACUGGCAGUAUUAGGAAACAUGACCCUCCUACCAGCAGCAUCCCUUGCCUACACUACAGGAAAAUGAAGAAUCGGGAGGAGAAGGAGCUCAAUGGGGACGUGACGCCCAAUGCAGACGUCACAUCCACAUUGACGCCCAAUGUGGACGUGACGCCCAAUGCGGAGGAGUCUCCUGUCAAGCCCAGCGAGGAGGCCAACGGUGAAGAGACGGCAGACAAGGCAGAUGCUGCAGCUGAGGAGCAGGACAUCGUCCCUCCUGCCAUUGUGACUGACGGUGAGCCAAAUGGAGAGGAUGCAACCAAUAACAGCCUGCAGAGUAAAAGGUCCCGCCUCUGUGACUUUGCCCACGGAGCCUUAGGACAAGUCAGGGCCAAGGUGGAGGUGUGCAAGGACGAGUCCAUAGAAAUUGAAGAGUUCCGCCUGUACCUGGAAAAAUGCUUUGACUUUGAACAAGUCACGGUGAAGAAGUUUCGUACCUGGGCUGAGCGGCGGCAGUUCAACAGAGACAUGAAGAGGAAGCAGGCAGAGACGGAGAGACCGAUCCUGCCUGCGAACCAGAAACUCAUCACGCUGUCGGUCCAAGAUGCUCCCACUAAGAAAGAAUUUGUCAUCAACCCUAACGGGAAGUCAGAAGUUUGCAUCUUGCAUGAAUAUAUGCAACGUGUCCUGAAGGUUCGACCUGUUUACAACUUUUUUGAAUGUGAGAACCCAAGUGAGCCCUUUGGAGCGUCGGUCAUUAUAGAUGGAGUAACGUACGGCACGGGAACCGCAAGCAGUAAAAAACUUGCCAAGAAUAAAGCUGCUCGAGCCACACUGGAAAUCCUCAUCCCUGACUUUGUGAAGCAGACCUCGGAGGAGAAGCCUGUUGAGGGCGAUGAACUGGAGUAUUUUAAUCAUAUCAAUAUAGAAGACUCGAGGGUGUAUGAGCUGACCAACAAAGCAGGACUACUUUCGCCAUAUCAGAUUCUUCAUGAGUGCCUUAAAAGAAACCAUGGGAUGGGAGACACGAGCGUCAAGUUUGAGGUGAUCCCGGGGAAAAACCAGAAGAGUGAAUAUGUGAUGACAUGUGGGAAGCACACCGUGCGAGGCUGGUGCAAGAACAAAAGAGUUGGCAAACAACUGGCCUCUCAGAAGAUCCUGCAGAUGCUUCAUCCUCACGUGAAGAACUGGGGCUCACUGCUGCGCAUGUACGGCAGAGAGAGCAAUAAGCUGGUCAAGAAGGAGAGCGCCGACAAGAGUGUGAUCGAGCUCCAGCAGUAUGCCAAAAAGAACAAGCCAAACCUCCAUAUCUUGAACAAACUGCAAGAAGAAAUGAGGAAACUAGCCAAGCAGAGGGAGGAAACGAGGAAGAAACCCAAGAUGACCAUAAUGGAGUCUGCCCAGCCUGGGAGUGAACCCCUCUGCACUGUCGACGUUUGAGUCUGGAAGUCGCUGAUGAACCACGGCACUGAAACCCAGUCACUGUCAGACAUCACACCCCCACCAUCCAACCCCUUAAUUAUGCGUCACUGAUGUCUAACGGCGAUGCCGUUCCACUUUGACCCGGCCGGUAGAACUGCUUGCAUCCUUCGCCUGUGUUUUAUUGGUUCAGCUGGUAAAAGUAAGGGGAGGUGUAAAUGCACGAACACACAUUAGAGCAAAUAUCGUCUACCUCUCUAGAUGCAGCCUCGCGAUGGCAGUUAGGGGGGGAGAGAAACGCACCCGGGCUGCAGAGAAGGUAACACAUGAACCACAUCAAAAUAGAAAUGCAUGCUUCUUUUGACCGAAAAAACCACUACACACCUUUUUGUUUUGUUUGGAAGUGUUGUUUUUAACAGUCACAGAGUACCAGCACCUAUUAGUUUAGUUUUGUGCUUCAAGUAUUCGAAAGGGACUACUAGUACUUGUGUAUUUAUACCAUUCAUUUUAUUAGGAAACGGCGUUACUUGUUUAUUGGUCGGUGUUCCCCCCUCUCAGAAUGGACAGCUGCUGUCUUGGUUUGCACGAUUUUAAAACAUGCGUUGUGAAGUGAUGACUAUUGAGAAAUAUUGUUAUGCACUUGUGUCCUGUCAAAUAUUUGUGUUGACUGAUCAUGCUGUUGGUACAGGAAUAACUGCAUCGGGGAUAUUUGAGGUACUUGUUGCCUUUAUUUUAUUUUUUCCUCCCCCUCGUUGCAUUGACAAUACUAGAAAGACGUCCAACACUGCAGUAAACCCAAGCACAGAGUACUAUAAUAUGUUCAUUUCUUUAAAGCUCUUAGUUCUUGCUCGCUUUCUAUUAAAGUACUAACGCCAAGCACACCAACUAACCAGUCGGUACAUUUCAGUCGCUUGUUUAGUUGCGGUGCCCUGAAGAGAUCAUGUUGAUGACGUGUUGCCUUAGUUAAUCCAUUUCAUGAAGGGCUCAGAGUAUAGUGCAUUACAUUGGACCUAAACCACCCUUCAACAGGAAGUGGAAAGACCAAGCCCCCUUUACCUGAUCAAGCAUUUAUUGUUUAGCCAAUUAGAAAUUGACUGCAGACGGCCUCUGAAACAUCAGAUACUCGAGGGAAAAAUGCCUCAAGCAUGUGCAGAUUUUUAAGACUCGUCUUAAUGGAUUGUGUGUUUGCCAUCGUUGUUACAGUAUUUUCUGACCACAAGUAGAAUGCAUUUUUACAAAAGGCAGCCUUUUUAAAAUGUACUUGGUACACUGACGUGAACAAACUGCGGUGAAGUCAUUUAGUCCAACAGAAGCUGAUGAACGUGUGUGUAUACCAAAGCUCACAUACAGUCUUAUGCAUUUUAUAGUUAAUGUUGCUGCAAACUGUACAGUAGAAACAUCUAUAUCACAGGAAAAUACAUAGACCCAUACUUGCUGGAACAAAAUAGAAACUGCUGUGCAUCUUUUGUCAAGUAUUUGGCCUAUGUUUUUUUUCUAUGAAAUAUUCAAGGACGUCAGUUUAACCACGAGGCUUGUUGUGAUAUUGUGAAUCGCUUUCAGAAUGUGCUUUCCCCUCCAUGCGUUUGUCUUGCCAGGUGUGUCAGUGUGAGAAGAAAAUACUGCUUUUCCAGGUGUUUCUGUUGAGUUGUACCAAUGAAUUGUUUGAGAUGUUGCUGCCUAGAAAAUGAAGUAUGUAUUGCAACCUGAGCUCCAUGACUUUAGCGAUAUGUUAUGCAAAUAAAAUGUCUUGACUAAUGAU
Anarrhichthys ocellatus (wolf-eel) is the source of this 4543-nucleotide messenger RNA. It is a transcript of the gene dgcr8, whose product is annotated as DGCR8 microprocessor complex subunit. Bases 391 to 2805 code for a protein of 804 amino acids. Gene Ontology annotation, cellular component: microprocessor complex. The transcript is spliced from 14 exons. The record is from RefSeq and is a predicted model, not a curated record. Gene Ontology annotation, molecular function: identical protein binding; primary miRNA binding; heme binding. Gene Ontology annotation, biological process: primary miRNA processing. Lineage: Eukaryota; Metazoa; Chordata; Actinopteri; Perciformes; Anarhichadidae.